Molecule: messenger RNA, 1128 nt
Organism: Aphidius gifuensis
Lineage: Eukaryota; Metazoa; Arthropoda; Insecta; Hymenoptera; Braconidae
Product: serpin B13-like
Exons: 8
Coding region: 1-1128 (375 amino acids)
Molecular function (GO): serine-type endopeptidase inhibitor activity
Source: RefSeq, a predicted model, not a curated record
AUGAUUGACCCAGCAACUAUAUCACUCGUGAUUGUUGCUGUUUGUUUUGGACCUUAUGGCUGGAUCAAUGCAACACCCUCGAGUGCCAUUGUUGAUUCAUUGAAUCAAGUGUCUUUGGAUUUUUUCAAGGUUGCAUUGAAAAAUGAACCAGAUAAUUUUGUCUUUUUACCAUUAGGCAUCUCACAACUUUUAGCAAUGACUGCUUUUGGAGCAGGUGGUGAAACACGAUCAGAAUUACAAAAAUUUUUACAUAUGGAAAAUCUGACAGAUAACUUGAACAAUUAUACUUCAGAUUUUAUGACGAAAUUGGACAGUGUAUUAAAUUUACAAAGCAUGAUAUUCAUUAAUCAAAAUAUCAAAUUGAAAUCAAACUUUAAAAACUCAAAUGUCAAUCAAAUAAACUUUGAAAAUAGUCGAGAUGCAACUUCCAUUAUUAAAUGGUUUAUUUAUCAGAAAACUAAACGUGAUAUGGAUUUGUUUAAACCUGAUGAUAUUAAAAAAAACGAUAGUAUAUUUCUCAUAAACGUUAAUCAUUUUGAAGCAGAAUGGCAAAAUAGAUUUAGACCAGAAUAUACAUCAUCAAAAUUAUUUUAUCUAAAUAAUACAUCAAAAAUUCAUGUACCAACUAUGAAAUUAUGGGACUGGUUUUUAAUAGUAAAAAAUAAAGAUUUAGAUGCUCGAAUAAUUCAACUUUUUUAUAGAAUAAAUGACGACUAUGAACAAGUAUCUAUGUUUAUUAUUAUUCCAAAUAAAAUUGAAGGAUUAAAACACAUUGAAGAUAAUAUUGAUAAAAUAAAUUUCACAACUUUAAUUGAUCCUGGUUAUGAUAAUCAACUAACAGAAAUUCAGUUGCUGUUACCAAAAUUCAAACUUGAUACAAAAAUUGAUUAUAAAAAACACUUGGAAAAGAUGGGUGUAAAUGAUGCAUUUACAACUAAUGCUAAUUUUAGUGGUAUUAGUCAAGAUAAAAAUUUAAUCAUUGAUAAAAUUAUACAAAAAACAACUAUUGAGGUUGAUGAAAAUGGCUCUGGUUAUGGAUCUCAUAGUGUCAAAGUAAAUCGUCCUUUUCUUGUUGUUAUUACAACUAGAAAUUUUAUUGUUUUUACUGGUCGUGUUAGCAAACCAUAA